Messenger RNA from Pelobates fuscus (common spadefoot toad), 1287 nucleotides. RefSeq names its product WD repeat domain 73 (gene WDR73). The record is from RefSeq and is a predicted model, not a curated record. NCBI's taxonomy places the organism in Eukaryota, Metazoa, Chordata, Amphibia, Anura, Pelobatidae. Gene Ontology annotation, cellular component: cytosol; spindle pole. Gene Ontology annotation, molecular function: protein binding. The transcript has 8 exons. Gene Ontology annotation, biological process: cytoplasmic microtubule organization. Bases 20 to 1141 code for a protein of 373 amino acids.
GCACGCGGUGUGUCGGAGAAUGGAGUCAGCGGAAUAUGAAGAGUGGAUGCUGGGUUCUAUCAGGCUAUAUAAAGACCUUCAUGACUUUGAACUGCAGGAUCCCACAAGAGUUCUUGAGUGGAUUGGUGACAAAACUAUCUGCAUAGCCGGUUUUGAAUCUGCCAAAACGAAUGAGAUUUUACAGCUGCUUCUUCCACCGAAAUUGCAUGCAGUAGAAAAUCAGGGACUGUGUCCAGAAAGAGAUCUGAAGGUGGAACAUGGCGGAUUCUCAGAGCAUCCUGUGUACAGCCUUAAACAUGUCCCAAACAGCAGCUUGUUGGUUACAAGUGGUCCAUCCACUAGUCCGGUGCAGGUUUGGCAGAUUGGAGCAGAAGACAAAGAUGUUAUUAAACCUCAAACUACAAUUCGGUCAGAAGCCGGGAAGAAAACCUGGACGAAAAUAGCCACCACCACCUCUUCAGUUCUUUAUGGUUCUCAGGCCAACAAUGUCCAUCUUACAGAGAUCGAAUCUACCAAACUAAUCUACUCUUUAGGUGUAGCUCAAACUGAUUCCGUCAGCAACCUUUGUUUUCUGGACACCAACACGUUCUUCUUGUGCUGCGAGAGCGGGAGACAAUACAUUGUCGAUGUUCGUCAACCAAAACCAUCUAUAGAGGGCAGGGUAGACCCUUCAUCAACUUGCAAACCCCUCUGGUGUGCAGCAGUUACAUCUAGAAAGCAGGAAGCUACUACAACCAUAGCUAGUCUCUCUUCUGAGGGACAUAUUGUAAUUACAGACACAAGGGAGCUUAGCAAACCCUUAAAGUGCACCAAACACAGAGUUUCUAACCCAGCUUUGUCUGAGAAUUUUUUGUGCAUCAGCUGGGCUCCAGAACUGGAGGAUACAAUUGCCAUCUCAGGAUUUGAUGGCAAUGUUGAUAUCUACAAUACAAAAUACUGGGACACGUCAAUGAAAGAGAGAGACCCACUGUUUACUCACAAAGGUCACUCUGUCAUGGCUGAAUGUGAAGAUGGAGGCACUCCAAAGGUGACGGCACAUUCCUGGCACCCGUGGAAGGAACAGACUGUACUCUCUGCUGCCAAGGACGGCUCAUUACAUGUCUGGGACUGGGCAGACACUCCUACCGAGCAGCACCCAUAGCUACAAUGACCCGGAUACCUUCAGUAAUGUCUUUGUUCGUGGGAAGAAUAAAUAAUACUGUUUUUUUUGUUGUUUGUUUUUUCCAUUAUGUGGUAUUGUUCAAGUUGUAGCUAAAGAAAUAAAAACUAUUUACCUUGGAAUAUAAU